This is a messenger RNA of Brassica napus (rape), 1580 nucleotides long. RefSeq names its product AT-hook motif nuclear-localized protein 6-like. The coding region runs from base 214 to 1416 and encodes 400 amino acids. The transcript is spliced from 5 exons. NCBI's taxonomy places the organism in Eukaryota, Viridiplantae, Streptophyta, Magnoliopsida, Brassicales, Brassicaceae. The record is from RefSeq and is a predicted model, not a curated record. Gene Ontology annotation, molecular function: minor groove of adenine-thymine-rich DNA binding.
CUAAUAAAAAAAUUUGGGGGAUAUUUGCAUGUAAUUUUUUUACAAUUUCGGUGAGAUUGUGAGGUUAAUCUCCACCCACUUUUGCAUUUUUCUUCUUCACUGUUGUUUUCUGCGGUUGAAAAAUAUUUUAGCAAGCUUCAAUCUUUGAUCCAUUUGAGCUGUUUCAAAGCAGAAUCUAUUGCUAAAUUUUUGGGGGGAUUUGUGGCUGUAAAAAUGGAAGAGAAAGGUGGAGUCAGUCCAAGUGGGGUCAUCACAGUCAAGGGAGAUGAAGAAGCAACAGAGUUUCAACAAAACCCUAGCCUUCUUCAACCCGUGGGACCUACGACUGUGGUGUCACCUUCCCCGCCUCCGCCUCCGCCUCCACCUCCAACCUCCGUGACUCCUGUCUCAGCUGCCGCAGCUCCACCACCGUUGAUCUCCAGCGCAGGGUUAGAUCUGACGAAGAAGAAGAGAGGAAGGCCGAGGAAAUACGCUCCAGAUGGAAGUCUGAACCCUAGGUACUUGAGACCAACACUCUCUCCGACUCCAAUCUCAACUUCGAUUCCAUUCUCUGGAGAUUAUAGUCACUGGAAACAAGGAAAAGCUCAGCAGUAUCUACCUGUUGAACUCAUCAAGAAACCUCACAUGUUUGAGUAUGGAAGCAGCCCAGCUUUUCCUCCUCCUGGACUCUCAUGCUAUGUGGGUGCAAAUUUUACAACACAUCAGUUUACUGUCAAUGCCGGUGAGGAUGUAAUGAUGAAAGCUAUGCCGUAUUCGCAAGGAUCUCAAGCUAUAUGCAUUCUUUCUGCAACUGGUUCCAUCUCCAAUGUCACACUUCGUCAAGCUACCACUUCAGGCGGCACGCUUACAUAUGAGGGUUGGUUUGAGAUACUUUCUCUAUCGGGUUCUUUUAUGCCUACUGAACAAGGAGGAACUAAAGGUUGGUCUGGCGGUAUGAGCAUUUCUCUAGCCGGACCAAAUGGCAAAAUCAUCGGCGGUGGUCUUGCUGGUAUGCUUAUAGCAGCCAGUCCUGUCCAGGUGAUAAUGGGAAGUUUCAUUGUGAUGAAUCAAGCUGAACAAACGCAGAAUAAGAAACCUCGAAUCAUGGAGGCUUCUCCUCCACCACAACCACCACCACAACCACAACAACAUCCUACUUUCAACAUAACCAACGUGAAUUCUACUUCUCCGGUGGUAGCCACCAUAGAUGAUCCAAAACAACAAACUGACGGUGGUGGUGGUAUGAUGAGACCAGUGGCUCAAACUCCUUUUCACAACGACAAUUCAGCUAUGAACAAUUUCACAACGACCAAUCAUGGAUACGGGAAUGUGAACACUAGUACUAACAAAGAAGAAGCUGACUAUGCCGAUGGUGGUGAUGAUGAUCAGCCUGAUGAUGAUUCCUGCGAUACGAGGAGCCUGUCUAAUGGUGAUUGAGCUAUUCUCGGAUUUUCUUGUGUAGAAAGUAAGGAACCUUUAUGGCCAAAAAUUGAUUUAGCUAUUUUUUAAUUGCUCUGUAUUUGUUUUUGUGAUCGGUUUUAACUUCGUUAUGUUGAAAUUAUCGAUUGAUAUUGUUUUAUGGUUGUGGUUAUUUGGCUGAA